Molecule: messenger RNA, 2870 nt
Organism: Bactrocera oleae (olive fruit fly)
Lineage: Eukaryota; Metazoa; Arthropoda; Insecta; Diptera; Tephritidae
Product: U3 small nucleolar ribonucleoprotein protein IMP3
Biological process (GO): rRNA processing; ribosomal small subunit biogenesis
Cellular component (GO): small ribosomal subunit; small-subunit processome; Mpp10 complex
Molecular function (GO): snoRNA binding; rRNA binding; structural constituent of ribosome
Source: RefSeq, a predicted model, not a curated record
UUUAAUAAUCACUAAACAUCUUUUCGUAUAAAAGAAUUUGCUGUUUUAUGUUUAAUUUAAAAAAUGUAUAUCAUAAUUUUCCACAUCAAAAUAUUUUUUAAUAAUUAAGCCUUUUUGCAUUUUUAAUAUACAUAAUUAUAUUUUUCAAUGAGUCACAAUUUAUUAUAUUAUUAUUAGUUUUUUUUUCUAUAAAUUUCUGCAAAAAAAAAUUUAUACAUGAUGUUAAUGAUUUAUAAUAUAAAAAUAAAUAUAUUAUAAAUUAUUAAAUAUAUGUUUUAACAAAAUUAUUUAUGAUGUUAAAAAUAAUUUUUUUUAAUUAACAAUUAAAUUUUUUUAACCCAGUUUGGAUUAAAUUAAAAGCUGAUAUAAAAAAAUGAUAAAUGUAUGUACAUAUAUUUUUUUAAUUAAUGAUUUUAUAACCUACAUUAAUCAAAUUAAGAAAUGUUGUUAAAUAAUUUAAUAAUUCUUGUUGCGUCCACCAUAUAAUUAUUGAGUCGCACUCAAAACACUGAACAAUCUUUUCUAAUGCAAAAAGCAGGAUUACCAGGUUUUUGUUUGAAAAUCUUCCAAUAACUUUUUAAAAUAUUCGUUUCCGUAUAACUGAAAGCAGGUAAUUGUAAGACAAAGAGAAAUUCACAAAGACACUUUCCAGCAAAAUUAAGAAAAAAAUCCGUAAUAUACAUAGGUGUAUGCAUAUGUGUGUAUAACUAAAAACUAAAUAAAUUUUUUAACACAAGCAAAAACUUUAGCUACUUCUUAAGUUGUAUUUGUGUGUAUAUGUAAAAAAAAUGUACUCCAUACUGCCCUUUCCUUUAGCUUCAGUUACUUUUGCUCAGCCGCUUCAUAGUAAAAAUAAAUCUUAUUUAUUAAGCACAUAACGCAAGUAUUCCACGCGCCGCUGUAGUUUCAAUAGUCCAAUCAACGAUUUUCUCCAUUAAGAAACUGUAGUUUUCUAUUUUCGGCUUAGACUCUUGCGCACCACUCAAAAGUUAAAAAACCACAACACAAAUAAAUGACAAAAUGAAAAUUCGAACAUUUUUUAAGAGAGAGUUAUUUUAGGAAGCUAAUGCUUUUUUCAUAUAAUUUUCUGUUUAUUUUUUUUUUAUUUUUUAUUAAAAAAAUCAUUCAAAUUCUUAAGCUCAUUUUAUCAUUUAACAUUUUUGUACUACACUUACGAUAAUCUAUAUAUAUAUAUAUAUACAAAUAUUUAAACAUUAUUUUAAGUUAUAUAAAACGAACAAAGUAAAUCUGAAACAAAAAAUAUUCUGUGAGCAGAAAAUAACAACAUAAGCGUGGUAAAUGAAGGGAAAGAAACGCGUGAUCGUGUAUUUUUAUUUCCAAAAAAUAUACAAAUAAAUAAAUUAUAACAAAUUUAAACAAAACAUAUAUUUUUCAACACUUUUUUAGCCAAAAGAAAAUGUAAAAACCUUACAGCACAUCGAAAAGAAAAUAUCGAAAAGAUGUUAAAGUCUUAGCGAGCUAACAACGGAAUUUUCCACUUUAUUAUUAAAUUAUUGAUUAUUCCUUUUCCAAACAGAUUAUUUUCAGAGAAAAGCAGAACGAGAGAGAUUCGAUUUGACCACUUUAGACUUUAUUUUGUGGCUACACAAGUUAUUUUUGUUGUUGUAAAGGAAGAAUUCUGCAGGGUUGACAGUUCUUGGCCGGAUAAAAAUCCGGUUACGUAGACCCGACUGUCGUGAGAAUGAGUUAUUUUUGUCUCAUUCGACUGUGGAACUAUAAAAUUAACAUUUACAACGCCAACACAAUAAAAAAUAAAAUUAAUUAAUUUUCCCUAAAACAAUUAAAGAGAAUUUUAUUUACAACUUGGAGCUACUUGCCAGCAACAUGUGGAAUGGAGAAAUGUUGCUGAUCAACAAGUUGAUUAUACAAAUGACAGUUUUUAAUAUAUAGUUUACCCUGUACUACAAUUUUAAUUAUAUUCGCAACACCCUGUGCUACUUUAUUUACAAUGUAAUUGAUUGUAGCACUAACAAUCAAAAAUAAAGUUGAUUUUUAACAACAAAUUAUGAUAAAUGCGUAAUUCUACAAUAUUUUAAAAAAUAUAUUAGAUAUUAAAAUUGUUUAGAGCAUAUAGUUAUCGAUUUUUCAACCGAUAAAUCUCUCUCACGGCACAUAACAAGAAACAGCUGACCGCACUUUUAGCACGCUUAUUUUGUGGUAAACAGUUCACAUUGCAAUAAUUUUUGUGAAGUGAAUCGCAUAAAAUGGUACGAAAACUAAAAUACCAUGAGCAGAAAUUGCUUAAAAAAGUUGACUUCAUUACAUGGAAAGUAGAUAAUGGUGGAAAAGAAACAAAAAUUUUACGGCGCUAUCACAUACGCAAGCCAGCGGAUUAUACAAAAUACAACAAGUUAUCGCGUGAGAUACGCACGCUGUGUGAAAAAAUUGUCAACUUAGAAAAGUCAGAUCCUUUCAAAUCCGAAGCAGGUUCAAUGUUGCUACAGAAGCUAUAUGACAUGGGCUUAACGCGCAAUACUAUUGAUUUGACAGUUGCCAGCAAUGUGUCGGCGAGUAGUUUUUGUAGACGCCGUUUGCCGGUGGUGAUGGUGAAAAAUCGGCUUUCCCAAAAUCUCAAAAACGCGACAGAUCUCAUUGAGCAAGGACAUAUACGUGUGGGCCCCGAUAUGAUUACGGAUCCAGCAUUUUUAGUAACACGCAAUUUAGAAGAUUUCGUCACAUGGGUGGAUAGCUCCAAGAUUAAGCAGCACGUCCUCAAUUACAAUGAUGAACGUGAUGAUUUUGCUUUAGUUUAAAUUAUUUUUUAUUUUUAUUAUUAUGUUUUGCAAAAAGGAAUUUGUACGACUCGUUUUAAGUAAAUAAAAUAGUAUAUGAUGUGCCUAAAAAAAUUA